Coregonus sp. 'balchen' is the source of this 17872-nucleotide messenger RNA. Lineage: Eukaryota; Metazoa; Chordata; Actinopteri; Salmoniformes; Salmonidae. The record is from the annotation of a GenBank genome assembly.
AUGGGCCACAAUGGGUCCUCCAACACCAUGAGGAUGAGUGACAGGAUACAGACGGACUCAGAACCUCUAGUGACGGUACCUGGCCCCAGCGGUGGGGUUUAAAUGUCAACAGGCUAUGAGCCACAAGGGGCUCCUCCACCACCAUACCAACCCUUGGAUCAUAAUUCCUUCAAUUUCAUCUGAACACCAUGAUAUCUUUUUUCAGCCAGAGCAGAGAGGGCCACGGUGAUUCCUGACGACCUGUUCUAAUUUGGGACAACGUGAAGUUUCCCCAUCGGCCUGCUCAGGUCCGUAAAAACUGGGUCCAUGACCAAUCCAGGUUUACGGUUCUCUAUGCUCCCUGUAUGGACGUUGGGUUACGGGUUGUGGUUAGGGUUGUUCUCUAUCCCCUCCCUAGGUCCCCAUUGAGGUGUUGGUUAGGCGUUUAGGGUUAGGUCGCAUAUACCUGAGAGUUGGGUUAGGGUUAGGGUUAGGGUUAGUUCUCUAUCUCCCUCCAUAGUUUCCCAUGGGAGUUGUUCUCAUCUCCCUCCAUUCCCCAUGGAGGAGUUGGGUUUAAGGGUUAGGGUUAGGGUUAGUUCUCCAUAGUCCCCAUGAGGAGUUGUUUUCAGCCCAUGGGGGUUGAAGGGUUAGGGUUUUUAGGGUUAAGGUUAGUUCUCUAUCGCCCUGAGGAGUUGGGUUAGGGUUAGGUUAGUUUCUCUAUUAUCCCUGAGGGGAGUUGGGUUAGGGUUAGGGUUAUAGGGUUAGUUCUCUACGCCCUGAGGGACGUAGGGGUUAGUGGUUAGGGUUAGGGUUUAGGGUUAGUUCUCUAUUAUCCCUGAGGAGUUGUUUUCGCAUGGCGGUGGAUGGAUUGGACUGGAGGUGUUUUUGUAUCUCUGGGGUCGGAUAACGUCCAUGCUAGGUAAGAUAUUUCCCCCCCGGUCGGGCACAGGACGAAUAUUCCUGUGAUGUUUGAUGAAAAUCUGUGGCCGGACCAGAAUCAAACAGACAUGACUGAUUUUGUUUGGUCUGACCCAUUAAAAGGUCAUUUACCACCUUCACAAGUGCAGUCUCAGUGCUAUGAUGGGGUCUAAAACCAGACUGAAGCAUUUCGUAUACAUUGUUUGUCUUCAGAAAGGCAGUGAGUUGCUGCGCAACAGCUUUUUCUAAAAUUUUUGAGAGGAAUGGAAGAUUCGAUAUAGGCCGAUAGUUUUUUAUAUUUUCCGGGUCAAGGUUUGGCUUUUUCCAAGAGAGGCUUUAUCACUGCCACUUUUAGUGAGUUUGGUACACAUCCGGUGGAUAGAGAGCUGUUUAUUAUGUUCAACAUAGGAGGGCCAAGCACAGGAAGCAGCUCCUUCAGCAGUUUAGUAGGAAUAGGAUCCAGUAUGCAGCUUGAAGGUUUAGAGGCCAUGAUUAUUUUCAUCAUUGUGUCAAGAGAUAUAGUACUAAAACACUUAAGUGUCUCUCCCGAUCCCAGGCCCUCGCAGAGCUGUGCAGAUCCAGGACAGCUAAGCCCUGGAGGAAUACGCAGAUUCAAAGAGGAGUCCGUAAUUUGCUUUCUAAUGGUCAUGAUCUUUUCCUCAAAGAAGUUCAUGAAUUUAUUACUGCUGAAGUGAAAGCCAUCCUCUCUUGGGGAAUGCUGCUUUUUAGUUAGCUUUGCAAACAGUAUCAAAAAGAAAUUUUGGAUUGUUCUUAUUUUCCUCGAUUAAGUUGGAAAAGUAGGAUGAUCGAGCAGCAGUUGAGGGCUCUUCGGUACUGCACAGUACUGUCUUUCCAAGCUAGUCGGAAGACUUUCCAGUUUGGUGUGGCGCCAUUUCCGUUCCAAUUUCCUGGAAGCUUGCUUCAAAGCUCGGGUAUAUUCUGUAUACCAGGGAGCUAGUUUCUUAUGACAAAUGUUUUUCGUUUUUUAGGGGUGCAAUUGCAUCUAGGGUAUUGCAUGUAAAACAUUCUAUACAUCUAGACAUUGAGACAUUAUAAACAUCUACACAUAGGUGAAAAUCUAGACAUGUAACAUUCUAUAGAAACAUUCUUACAUCUAGAUAUGGAAACAUUCUAUAUGUCUAGACAUGGAAACAUUCUAUACAUCUAGACAUGGAAAACUUCUAUAUGUCUAGACAUAGGUGAACAUCUAGACAUGGAACGUUCUAUACAUCUAGACACAGAUGAACAUCUAGAAAUGGAAACAUUCUAUACAUCUAGACAUGGAAACAUUCUAUACAUCUAGACAUGGAAACAUUCUAUAUGUCUAGAAAUGGAAACCAUUUUACAUCUAGACAUAGGUGAACAUCUAUACAUUGUAAAACAUUCUAUACAUCUAGAACAUUGAAACAUUAUAAACAUCUACACAUAGGUGAACAUCUAGACAUGGAACAUUCUAUAAAUCUAGACAUGGAAACAUUCUAUACAUCUAGACAUGGAAACAUUGUAUAUGUCUAGACAUGGAAAACAUUCUAUACAUCUAGACAUGGAAACAUUCUAUUACAUCUAGACAUGGAAACAUUCUAUACAUCUAGACAUGGAAAACAUUCUAUACAUCUAGACAUGGAAACAUUCUAUACAUCUAGACAUGGAACAUUCUAUACAUCUAGACAUGGAAACAUUCUAUACCAUCUAGACAUGGAAACAUUCUAUACAUCUAGACACAGGUGAACAUUUUAGACAUGGAAAACAUUGUAUACAUCUAGACAUAGGUGAAUAUCUAGACAUGGCAACAUUCUAUACAUCUAGACAUGGAAACAUUCUAUAUGUCUAGACAUAGGUGAACAUCUAGACAUGUGAACAUUCUAUACAUCUAGACAUAGGUGAACAUCUAGACUUGGAAACAUUCUAUAUGUCUAGACAUGGGUGAACAUCUAGACAUGGAACAUUCUAUACAUCUAGACACAGGUGAACAUCUAGACAUGGAAACAUUCUAUACAUCUAGACAUGGAAACAUUCUAUAUGUCUAGACAUGGAAACAUUUAUACAUCUAGACAUAGGUGAACAUCUAUACAUGGAAACAUUCUAUACAUCUAUACAUUGAAACAUUCUAUAUGUCUAGACAUAGGUGAACAUCUAGACAUGGAAACAUUCUAUACAUCUAGACAUGGAAACAUUCUAUAUGUCUAGACAUGGAAACAUGUUUACAUCUAGACAUAGGUGAACAUCUAGACAUGGAAACAUUCUAUAUGUCUAGACAUAGGUGAACAUUUAGACAUGGAAACAUUCUGUACAUCUAGACAUGGAAACAUUCUAUACAUCUAGACAUAGGUGAACAUCUUGACAUGGAAACAUUCUAUAUGUCUAAACAUAGGUGAACAUUUAGACAUGGAAACAUUCUAUACAUCUAGACAUAGGUGAAAAUCUAGACAUGGAACAUUCUAUACAUCUAGACACAGGUGAACAUCUAGACAUGUAAACUUUAUAAACAUCUACACAUAGGUGAACAUCUAGACAUAUAACAUUGUAUAGAAACAUUCUAAACAUCUAGAACAUGGAAACCUUCAUACAUCUAGACAUAGGUGAAAUCUAGACAUGGAACAUUCUAUACAUCUAGACACAGGUCGAACAUCUAGACAUGGAAAACUUAUAAACAUCUACAACAUAGGUGAACAUCCUGACAUAUAACAUUGUAUAGAAACAUUCUAAACAUCUAGACAUGGAAACAUUCUAUAUGUCUAGACAUGGAAACAUUCUUUACAUCUAGACAUAGGUGAACAUCUAGACAUGGAACCAUUCUAUACAUCUAGACAUGGAAACAUUCUAUAUGUCUAGACAUGGAAACAUUAUUACAUCUAGACAUAGUUGAACAACUAGACAUGGAACAUUCUAUACAUCUAGACACAGUUGAACAUCUAGACAUGGAAACAUUCUAUACAUCUAGACAUUAGACAUUCUAUACAUUAGACAUAGGUGAACAUCUAUACAUGGAAACAUUAUAUACAUCUAGACAUAGUGUGAACAUCUAGACAUGGAACACAUUCUCUACAUCUAGACAUAGGUGAACAUCUAGACAUGGAAACUUUCUAUAUGUCUAGACAUAGGUGAACAUCUAUACAUGGAACCAUUCUAUACAUCUAGACAUGGAAACAUUCUAUACAUAUAGACAUAGGUGAACAUCUAGACAUUGAAACAUUAUAAACAUCUAGACAUAGGUGAACAUCUAGACAUGGAAACAUUGUACACAAAACAGAAAAACAUAAAUACAUCCAUUCAGUAAAUAAAAACAGAGAUCAGGACAUAACACAGAAGUAAAAACAUUGUGUUACAGUGCAUUAAAGCGCUGUGGAGGAAAUAAGAUAACCUGUGUUCAAAUCUUUGAAUCAAUCAACAUGACGAAACUAGUUAGUUUGUAGGGGUAGAGGUGGAGGUGGAGGUGGGAGUGGAGGUCGGGGUGGAGGUGGAGGUGGAGGUGGAGGUGGAGGUCGUGGUGGAGGUGGAGGUGGAGGUCGGGGUGGAGGUGGAGGUGGGGGUGGAGGUCGGGGUGGAGGUGGAGGUGGAGGUCGGGGUGGAGGUGGAGGUGGGGGUGGGGGUGGAGGUGGAGGUGGGGGUGGGGGUGGGGGUGGGGGUGGGGGUGGGGGUGGGGGUGGAGGAAGACCAAGAACAAGGAGAGUAAUCUCUGACAUUCGGGCGACUGUGGUGGACCAUGUGGUAAACCAAGGUUUGACCUCGAGAGAGGCAGGGCAGAGAAUGCGGCCCAAUCUGAGCCCCUUCACUGUAGCCUCCAUCAUCCGGACGUCCCAAAAUCAGAAUAGGUAUGUACUGCAGACAUUGGACCUGUCUACUACUUUUACUACUUGACAGUAGUACUACAUAAAGCACAGUAAAGACUGUAGAUUCCAAUACAUACUGUAAGGGGAAACAAAGUCAACGUUUUCUCUAUUACUGUACGUAUGAAACUGGGAGCGAUACUACUUUGUAACAUGUGUAUCUUGUAUAGUGUGUUACUGUAGUGUUUACUGUACUGUGUGCUAUUUUGUUAUUGUAGAACUGAAAGACGACGACCACGUGAUGGUAGAACACGUCUAUUUACAGAUGAACAGGAGGCUGUCUUUGUGCAAAUGGUAGUUGAACAUAAUGCCAUAAGACUGCGAGGAAAUCCAACAAUAGAUUGUUGAAAACCUUGCCAUUUUCCAUAACGUCAGAGUGAGUUUAUCAACUAUAGCCCACAUCCUUAAGAAACACCAUCUCCGGAUGAAGCAAAUCUACAGAGUCCCAUUUGAAAGGAAUUCCCAAAUAGUGAAGGAUAAACGGUACGAAUAUGUGGAAGUAAGCAAUGUAUUAGUAUUACACUCUUUAAACAUCAGAGGCUCAUUGAUGUUGCCAGUGAUCUUUUCUAUACAGCAAUUACAGUAUUUACUGUCAUUUCAGAGACUCAUAGAGUUGGAUGUAAGUCCCAUCCCCCAGGAACUCAUAUUCAUAGAUGAGGCUGGAUUCAACUUAGCGAAGACGAGGAGGAGAGGAAGGAACAUCAUUGAGGUACCUGGCCAGCGUGGGGUAAACGUCACCAGCUAUGAGCCACAAUGGGGUCCUCCACCACCAUGAGGAGAGGAAGGAACAUCAUUGAGGUACCUGGCCAGCGUGGGGUAAAUGUCACCAGCUAUGAGCCACAAUGGGGUCCUCCACCACCAUACCACCCUUGGAUCAUACAUCCUUCAUUUUCUGAACACCUUUCAUCUUUUUCAGCCAGAGCAGAGAGGGGCCAGGUGAUCCUGAGAAUGUUCUAAUUUGGGACAACGUGAGUUUCCAUCGGGCUGCUCAGGUCCGUAACUGGUUCCAUGACCAUCCCAGGUUUACGGUUCUCUAUCUCCCUGAGGAGUUGGGUUAGGGUUAGGGUUAGGGUUAGUUCUCUAUCUCCCUCCAUAGUCCCCAUUGAGGUGUUGGGUUAGGGUUAGGGUUAGUUCUCUAUCUCCCUGAGGAGUUGGGUUAGGGUUAGGGUUAGGGUUAGUUCUCUAUCUCCCUCCAUAGUUCCCAUGGAGGAGUUGUUCUCUAUCUCCCUCCAUAUUCCCCAUGGAGGAGUUGGGUUAGGGUUAGGGUUAGGGUUAGUUCUCCAUAGUCCCCAUGGAGGAGUUGUUUUCAGCAUGGUGGUGGAAGGGUUAGGGUUAGGGUUAGUUCUCUAUCGCCCUGAGGAGUUGGGUUAGGGUUAGGGUUAGUUCUCUAUCUCCCUGAGGAGUUGGGUUAGGGUUAGGGUUAGGGUUAGUUCUCUAUCGCCCUGAGGAGUUGGGUUAGGGUUAGGGUUAGGGUUAGGGUUAGUUCUCUAUCUCCCUGAGGAGUUGUUUUCAGCAUGGCGGUGGAAGGUGUAUCAGGGGUGGAUACGUCAUGCUAGAAGAUAUUUCCCCCGCUGUCUGGCCAAGGAGAAUAUCUCCUGUGAUGUUGAUGAAAAUCUGUGGCCGGACCAGAACAACAGACAUGACUGAUUUUGUUUCUUGAAUUAUGAUUUUACUGUUUUUUGACUUUCUUUAUCUAUUCUGUACAAUUGAUCUAACAUACAGUAGUACAAAUAGGCCAAUUUUUCUUCCUUUGCAUAUGCAAAAUAUAUUUACUUUACGUUUGCAUUUUUACUGAAUGUGUCCCUACAUUAUGCUGUUUGACCUGUAUUGAGUCAUGUUGAAAUAUAAAACUUAAAUUUGUGCAUUUGUGUUCCUUUCUUGUUUGAGUACACACAAACAAUAUACAGUCUAACAACAAAAUCUUAGUCUUUACACUGAAAUAGGUUCUGAUAGUAGUGUUUUGAAUAGGUCACAUUAGUGUGGUCUUGGUUGUCACUAAGUUAGAUUCAUUUGAUAUGUGUCUCAUUUGUAUGCAGAGUUUGAUUUUGAGCAGGGAGUACAUGAUUUUGAUUGCUGUGUUUCAUUUUGCAAGAUGUCUGUGGGGUUUGGGGAAAUUGGCUAACUGUUUUGUGUAUUAGAGUUUUGAGUACCUGAGACGUAAUUUCAGCAAACGUGUGUUAACAAUUAGGAAAUACUGUAAGAAGUCAUUGAAAAUAAAUGCCCUUUUUUCAAUGAUUGAAUUGUAAUUGUGGUUUAUUUCCUUUAAUUCGAAUUGAGCCCAACCCUGAUACACACAUAUCGCAUACACACACAUGCACGUGCACAUACACACACACACUUUCACAGUCACACUGAUCCACUCCCUUGUGCAUGUGUGAAUUACAGUAAUUGGCUUGGAUAAAAGUCUCUGCUAAAUGGCAUAUAUGAUAUGAUUAUAUAUUAUUAUUUUAUUUCAGAUGAACCAGAGGUGUCAGUGGAGGGGUUCGAUGGGAACUGGUACCUGGACCGUCAGAACGUUGAGCUCACAUGUCUGGCCGACGCCAACCCACCUGUCUCUCUGUUCCAGUGGAGAAUGUGAGUAACCCCUGACCUCUGACCCCUAACCUCUAACCCUAAGCGUAACUGUGAGUAUACCAAUCUCAUAGAGAUAUAAAGAGGGCUCUUGAUGGAUAUAGCUUGUUUUAGCAUGGACAGCGCCAUUGAGGAAUGUUUUAAUAGUCAACAGGUGGGACUUCCUAUGGGUUAAGGAAGGAUCAUAUAAUUCCAUCCAGGUCAUCAGGAGGGAUCAGCUAAUUAAUUAUACUCAUGAGAAAACAUUCCAUUACUGCAGGUGGCAGUAAAUCACCAACCUUGGCUUUAUACCUGUUCAGACAACACCCUCCAGGGGGCAGUAAAUCACCAACCUUGGCUUUAUACCAGUUCAGACAACACCCUCCAGGGGGCAGUAAAUCACCAACCUUGGCUUUAUACCUGUUCAGACAACACCCUCCAGGGGGCAGUAAAUCACCAACCUUGGCUUUAUACCAGUUCAGACAACACCCUCCAGGGGGCAGUAAAUCACCAACCUUGGCUUUAUACCAGUUCAGACAACACCCUCCAGGGGGCAGUAAAUCACCAACCUUGGCUUUAUACCUGUUCAGACAACACCCUCCAGGGGGCAGUAAAUCACCAACCUUGGCUUUAUACCUGUUCAGACAACACCCUCCAGGGGGCAGUAAAUCACCAACCUUGGCUUUAUACCUGUUCAGACAACACCCUCCAGGUGGAAGUAUGCACCCUUUCAGUUUGUUUACUGACUCAUAGAAAUAGAAGAAGAAGAAAUUGACUACUUAAAAUGGAGAAAGCCCUCAAUGGUGUCACAGAAGCCAUUAUGUGAUUAAAUAAAAAGAUGAGUCCUCUUUAUAAUUCUAUGGUCUGUCCACAUUUAUAUAUGUUUGAUAUUUAUGAAGCUAUGCAUGUUAUGUCAUACUUGGAAUAAUGGCAUUCGUGUGUGUUUGUGUGUGUGUAUGGGUGUGUGUGUGUCCCUGUAGGUUGAAUGGUUCCAUACCGAACAGCGUAGAGAUCCGUGACAAUGUCCUGUUAUUUAAAGGACCAAUCAGAUACGAGGUGGGAGGGACUUAUGUCUGCGACGCGACCAAUAGCAUUGGGACAAGCUCCGCCUUCGUGGAGGUCAGCAUCACAGGUAAGGUCAUCUGGUUACAAUGGUUAUCUGGAGUGUGUGUGUGUGUGUGUGUGUGUGUGUGUGUGUAACUGUUGUUUUUCUCUCUGUGUAGAUGAGCCACUGCCCCAGGUGGGAACAGGUGAUGUCAUCAGUGUUCUGGGCGUACUAUUUGCUGUGGGGCUGAUUCUGGGCGUAGCGAUCACUGUGCUGCUUCUUAACAGGAGAAAACAGAGGAGAGAGAUGGAUGCUGACUCGUAUGUAUAUUAUUAGUUAUCAAACCUAUUGUUAUUGACAUGGUCAGAUAACUCCAGCAUAGAUUAGUAACUUGAUUUCUAAUUUGCACACAGAAACUAGAGGCCAUGAGUAACUUGGUCAAAAAGAAUGGCACCGAUUGGCCUGUAGGUAGCGUUGUUAUAAGCAGUCUCACUUAAGCCCAGUUUGACCUAGAGACUUGAAACUUUGUAUGUCGGUGUCUUUCCUCAUGCUGAACAAAUUUGCCUCACAGACACAGAAGGUCCAUCGGGAUCGAUUUUCCUCCAUCUUGGAAAUUUUUGAAAACAUUUUAAAGACUUCUCAUGAACCAUAGGGCCAAACCAUUGUUCAAAAGAUGGCUGAGUUAUUGAAAAAUCAAAAAUCUGAUUUUACGUGUCCAUUUAAACCAAGGAGCAGCUGCUCUUCCUUGGGUCCAGCAAAAUGAAGGCAGUUAUACCAUUUAAAAAACAUUACAAUACAUUCACAACAGAUUUCACAAAACAUUAAGUGUGUGCCCUCAGGCCCCUACUCUACUACCACAUAUUUACAACACAAAAUCCAUGUGUACGUGUGUGUAUAGUGCGUAUGUUAUCGUGUGUGUGCGUGCAUGUGUCUGUGCCUAUCAUUGUGUUGCUUCACAGACCCCGCUGUUCUAUAAGUGUUAUGAUGAGUUUCUCGGGUAUCAAAGAAUCAAGGAUGCAAGAAUAUACUUAGACAUUCUGUGGUGAUUUCAUACCAAGUAUUUAUUGAAUCACAAGCUUGUGGGUUCAUCUAACAAACAGACAUGGCUUUGCCCUUCGUCAGUUGAACUAACUUUGUCACGAUCGUUAUAAACAGCGGACCAAGGCGCAGCGUGGUAAGCGUACAUACUUUAUUCAAUUAACGUACUUGACACACGAUCAAAACAAAACAACAAACGAUACGUGAAGUCCUAGGUUAAACACCAAAACAAACCUUCCGGAACAAGAUCCCACAAUGACUAGUGCCAAACAUGCUGCCUAAGUAUGGUCCCCAAUCAGAGACAACGAGCAUCAGCUGCCUCUGAUUGGGAACCACCCUGGCCAACAUAGAAAUACAUGAACUAGAACAAAACAUAGAAAAUAACACAUAGAAAAUCCACACCCUGGCUCAACAUAUAAGAGUCCCCAGAGCCAGGGCGUGACAAACUUGAACAAAGAAGACCCUCUAUCUUAUAUAGCCUUUAUUACCAUCUUCCUGGCAUACAUCUGGCAAGUCUCCAUGGGCACUCCCUGUCUUUGAUGUUCAUCACAUUUUACCCCAAGUCAGUAUCCUAAACAUCCCUCAUGCUAUUCUAAAAAUCACUCAUGCUAUUCUAAUCACUCAUGCUAUCCUAAACAUCACUAAUCUCCUUUGACAUAAUGGAAUGUAGACUUCAUGGCCCCAAACCACUCAUCUCUUAACUCUUUCCCUGUCCUCACAAUCCUAUGACAUGACAUCAUAACAAUCCAUUUUUUUUUCUUUUGUGGUAAGUGACAUGACUUAACCCCAAACAAUUCACAUAUAAAUUCUUAUAAAAUUCAAUAUUAUCUAAUCAGUAGUACAUAUAUCUCUGACUAGAUCCUAAACCAUGCUAGAUAACUGAGAAUUGAUCCCUAUCUACAGUCCAACUUGAUUCUCCAUAUAUUUAAUCAACAAAGGUAUAAAUUCUCAGUCAUCUAUCUUAUGUGAUAUCAAACCUCUCAAACCCCUAUAAACUCAGUCAGAGUAAAAGAUAAACAGAUAAUUAACUACUAUAUAUUCAUGAUAAUAAUCUAUGUAGUCAAAACCUUAUUUUUUAUAUAUAUAUAUAAGGAAAAAAUACCACAUAGACAUCAUCCCCUCUUUUAAAAUGACCCCUUUUUCUGAUAGACGCAAUUAAAAAAACAUACAUAGAAAUAAAUUGUUACCAUAAUGACAUCAACAAUACACAACAAUUAUACAUAACCAUUACUAAGUUACAUGAAUAUUAUAAUCUAUACACAUUCAUAUAAAAAUAACAAAAACAUCCAUCUUCAUCAUCCAUGCGCUGUCAGAGGAACCCCAAGCUUAUCCUGGUCACAAGGGUCAAUCUGAUCCACUGAGAUAUCCAUCUUCUUCCUGUAACCCUUAAUUCCAUGGCAUACAAUUCCAACUUAACAUUCCCUGUUAAAUCAUUACAUCUCUAAACUAUUCCCGCUUUAAUAAUUCAACCAAAUUCAGAUCAUAUGAAAACAUCCUAACCCCAUGAUAAUAACCAACUAAGUACUUGCCUAUCAACAUAAAUAUUUACUACUCUAAACAUCCAUAUCAAUAUCACCCAAUACGCCAAAUCUAUAUCAUUACUAAUAUUUUAAUACUUUAACCAAAUUAAUCAACAUCUUCAUUAUUUCAUUCACAAUCCUCACCUUAACUUCCAUUACAACUUCCAGAAUGUAUACUUAUGUUAUCAUACAUUAUAAACAUCCAUAAUUCAAUUAUGACCUUCCUCAUCCUGAUAAUAAAUACAGAUCAUUAUCUCAAUGCAUUACCAAUAAUAUCAAUUUAGCAGUGUAUAUACCUACUACCCAACUUAUCAAAUUUAGAUAAAUCCAAUUUUAUUAUCAACAAGCAACCCCUUUAUUCCACCCAGCACUUACAUCUUCUGGCGCCUCUUCAUUAUGUUCUUCCGACAGCUUCAUAUUCCAAAAUGACUUUCCCAUUAAAAUGUCACAACUACAAUGUCCCAUUCGAUUCAUCACCAACUCCACAACCUCAAUGUAAUGUCCAUUUGCCAACCAUUAUACCAACAACAUGAGAAAUGUUGCAUUUCAACAUAUCUUUCUCCAUUCUCACUCAAUGGUGAACUCCUUUCCCACUCCUUCGAUAUAAAAAAAUUAAAUCCUUUGAUAUCUUCGAUUGUUUGUUGUAGACCAGUUGCAUGUAGAAAUUGUAUUUUACAAAAACAUCUUCAACGCCUCUGAUAUUCAUCUUCAGCCGGUUCAUAGUUUGUUACUUACUGAUUUAUAGGUACACACCAUUCUAUUCCAAAUUAUCCCUUAUUAUGCAUCAAGAUACCAUCUGUAUUUACCUCACUAGAAGACAAAAAAUACAACAAUUUAAUUGAUUUAAUUUCUAAACCAAUAAAUCCCUAUAAACAUUCAUCAUAUGACAAAUGAUCAUGCUUUAACAAUAAUUCCUAAUACCAAUUCCUAUUAUACUUCCCAAUUUCUAUUACGUAAACCCUUUAAAUACAUAUAACCGAAUGGAAUGACAGCCAGUUGAUUCCUGGAAAUCUGGAAAUCUUGAAAUUAUUGGAGGUCUAUAGCUCUGUUCCUCCACUGAGGUAAUCAGCCAUAACCCACAUCUCAUCAUUGUCAUUCCUCAAACAUUGUCCUCCAUCACCUGAUAAUUGUCAUCAACAGUAUCCUCAUCUCUAAUCGUCAGUUUCCUCGUAGCCAUCUGUUGGUUGACCUGAUACCUGUUCAAUCUCCCCUCUAUCCAUACCUCCGUUGGUGUAGACUGUGUGAUGAUGCAUGAACCUUCUUCCUUCACUAGUUCUAUGAUCAUGCAGAGUCCUUCUCCAUUUAUCACCAUCUCUCUGUUGUUGUGUCCUUCUAUCAGCGUACCAAUAUUCCCUGUUUCCAAAAACACACAGACAAAACAAAACAAUGCUCCGCCGAAGCGGUGCCAUCUUCCUCCUCUUCGUUAGAAAAGUCCUACAAUGGUACAUACAGAUCUAGGAAUCUCUCUCUCUUACUUGCCCCUCCAUCAAGGCAUCCAUCAACACCUAUUCCUAACCUUCCCACUUGGGUGUUGUCCAUCAAUUACUUCCUUAAUCCUUUACCACCACAUAGUCUCCAAGUUGCAAAAAAUGUCCAGAUUCUCCUGGUAGGUCUGGCAGAGAAGCCUUCACCUUUUCUAAAGAAAAUCUGGAUAACAUUGUUAGUUGAGACACAGCAUGCUACUUCAUCCUGUCUUCUUAUCAGUCCUGAUAAGCCUUCUAGAUUAGGAAGUGCACAUUCUUGCAGCUUGUUAUAGUCACUAAUGUCAUAGAAAAUCCUCCUCUACAUUCUUCCUUAUACCACAAAUAUAUUUUCCCCUAAAACAUUUAAUCUAACCCAUAACACAUUACUUACUACUGCUCACAUUCUUACUAUGAUAUGCAAAUAUACCAAUAAAUCCUCAUACCAUCAAUACUACCCCCUUUUUUGAACACAUGAGUCACAACGUGAUUCAUGCUUUCAAAAACAAAACACCAACAUUGUUUAUGGUGGUCCUCUGUAGCUCAGCUGGUAGAGCACGGCGCUUGUAAUGCCAGGGUAGUGGGUUCGAUCCCCGGGACCACCCAUACACAAAAAUGUAUGCACGCAUGACUGUAAGUCGCUUUGGAUAAAAGUGUCUGCUAAAUGGCAUAUUAUUAUUAUUAUUUAUUAAAUCAUAAUAAAAAUUUAAUUAAAAUGAAUUUACUUCUAUCCCAUAAAGUAAUCCACGAUUAGUAUAAUUAACUAUCAACAGGUAUCCCUCAUUCAGGAUAGCUCCCUCUCUCUUUAGUUAUUUUAUAGCUCAAAUCAUAUAUAUUAAAAUCAAAUUAUAAACCACGUCACAAUAGUCCGUUUUAAUAAAUUACCCUCAACUCAGUAAAAUGAACUAUCUUAAAUUCCUCACCCAUGUUUCCAGGAUUACUAGUGUGGAUGAUCAGAUCACACCAGCAAGUCAAAACCGAGUUCAGAGGUCAUUGAAAUCAUUCAACGAAUUGUUCCAUCAAAUAGUAUACUAAUCAUUACCAACAUUUAAAACUUCUAAUAAAUGUUAUGUACCCCAAGUGUACCUAAUAUCCUCAUGACAUUUAUUCUCAUAAGAAAUCAUGUAUACCCAAAACUCAGUCAAAUAUAAAAACUUCAUAAAAUUCACUGUGUGCUCCUUUAAGACUUAUCACCUUUGGCCUGUUGAAACUCCUCACACUCAAAAUAACAACCCUUUAUAACAUCAUACUAGGUGUGUUGUGUGUUUAUUUGAAAAACCCAUUUGGAAAACAAAUAACACAAACAUGGCCAGGCCUUACAGUGGGGGAAAAAAGUAUUUAGUCAGCCACCAAUUGUGCAAGUUCUCCCACUUAAAAAGAUGAGAGAGGCCUGUAAUUUUCAUCAUAGGUACAUGUCAACUAUGACAGACAAAAUUAGAAAAGAAUUCCAGAAAAUCACAUUGUAGGAUUUUUAAUGAAUUUAUUUGCAAAUAAUGGUGGAAAAUAAGUAUUUGGUCAAUAACAACAGUUUCUCAAUACUUUGUUAUAUACCCUUUGUUGGCAAUGACACAGGUCAAACAUUUUCUGUAAGUCUUCACAAGGUUUUCACACACUGUUGCUGGUAUUUUGGCCCAUUCCUCCAUGCAGAUCUCCUCUAGAGCAGUGACGUUUUGGGGCUGUCGCUGGGCAACACGGACUUUCAACUCCCUCCAAAGAUUUUCUAUGGGGUUGAGAUCUGGAGACUGGCUAGGCCACUCCAGGACCUUGAAAUGCUUCUUACGAAGCCACUCCUUCGUUGCCCGGGCGGUGUGUUUGGGAUCAUUGUCGUGCUGAAAGACCCAGCCACGUUUCAUCUUUAAUGCUCUUGCUGAUGGAAGGAGGUUUUCACUCAAAAUCUCACGAUACAUGGCCCCAUUCAUUCUUUCCUUUACACGGAUCAGUCGUCCUGGUCCCUUUGCAGAAAAACAGCCCCAAAGCAUGAUGUUUCCACCCCCAUGCUUCACAGUCGGUAUGGUGUUCUUUGGAUGCAACUCAGCAUUCUUUGUCCUCCAAACACGACGAGUUGAGUUUUUACCAAAAAGUUAUAUUUUGGUUUCAUCUGACCAUAUGACAUUCUCCCAAUCCUCUUCUGGAUCAUCCAAAUGCACUCUAGCAAACUUCAGACGGGCCUGGACAUGUACUGGCUUAAGCAGGGGGACACGUCUGGCACUGCAGGAUUUGAGUCCCUGGCGGCGUAGUGUGUUACUGAUGGUAGGCUUUGUUACUUUGGUCCCAGCUCUCUGCAGGUCAUUCACUAGGUUCCCCCGUGUGGUUCUGGAAUUUUUGCUCACCGUUCUUGUGAUCAUUUUGACCCCACGGGGUGAGAUCUUGCGUGGAGCCCCCAGAUCGAGGGAGAUUAUCAGUGGUCUUGUAUGUCUUCCAUUUCCUAAUAAUUGCUCCCACAGUUGAUUUCUUCAAACCAAGCUGCUUACCUAUUGCAGAUUCAGUCUUCCCAGCCUGGUGCAGGUCUACAAUUUUGUUUCUGGUGUCCUUUGACAGCUCUUUUGUCUUGGCCAUAGUGGAGUUUGGAGUGUGACUGUUUGAGGUUGUGGACAGGUGUCUUUUAUACUGAUAACAAGUUCAAACAGGUGCCAUUAAUACAGGUAACGAGUGGAGGACAGAGGAGCCUCUUAAAGAAGAAGUUACAGGUCUGUGAGAGCCAGAAAUAUUGCUUGUUUGUAGGUGACCAAAUACUUAUUUUCCACCAUAAUUUGCAAAUAAAUUCAUUAAAAAUCCUACAAUGUGAUUUUCUGGAAAAAAAAAUCUCAAUUUGUCUGUCAUAGUUGACGUGUACCUAUGAUGAAAAUUACAGGCCUCUCUCAUCUUUUUAAGUGGGAGAACUUGCACAAUUGGUGGCUGACUAAAUACUUUUUUUCCACAAACACAAAAAAAAAAAUUUUAUGCACGCAUGACUGUAAGUCGCUUUGGAUAAAAGCGUCUGCUAAAUGGCAUAUUAUAUUAUAUUAUUAUAUUUUAUUCAGUAAGUCCUGCUGCUUGAAGUCUUUUGGAACACUAAUGUGGAGUGUACAAACUAAAAUUUAAAUCAUUUACACAAACAGAUUACGACAAAAUAAAGUCCCAGAAUUCAAAGAUGACGUCAUUAUACCAAUACAAUAAUGAUGAAAAUAUUUCACAAAUCUUAACAAAAAACGUUAGUCAAAUUGACCCCAGAAUAAACUCAAUACAUUAAGUAAUGACUUUAAGAAUGAUUACCUGCUGCAUUCAAAGACAAACAACUUACAGCACUAUACUAAACUUCACUUGUGUCCUCCUUGUGAUAUUGAUAAAUAUGGUAAUGCUGACUGCACAUAAAGGAAGAUAGUACAUGAUCGAUCUUGGUUUGUUAUCCAACUGAUCUGGUUCUUUCUGUCAUCCUGUCCAUUGGGUUAGGGUUAGGGUUAGGGUUAGGGUCCACAGCUAUAUUUAUUAUUAUUAUUAUCAAUCCCUUUCCUACCACCUCCUUACUGCUUGCUAUCUGAUGGUCUAUGCAUAUUUAUUGUUCUAAUAAUUUAUUUUGAUUUGAUUUAUUAUCAAUGCCCUGUUCCUACAAGCGAAAAGCUAUUACUAAUAGCUUGCCUAUCUAGAUGAUAAAAACUAACUUUCCUUUCUUGUGUUAAUAAUUCUAUGGUUCGAUAUUACUGUUUUCCCCUCCUUUCCUUUUCUUGUCUUUUUUUUUUUCCCCUUUCUUUGGUUUUCCUCUCUUUGUUCUUUCUCUUUUUUUUCUUUUUUUUUUCCCCCCCCUUUUUUCCCCCCUUUCUUCUUUUCUCUCUAUCCCUCUCUCUUUUCUCUUCUCCCCUUUCCCCUUCUCUCUCUCCCCUUUUCUCUUUUCUCUCUCUCCUGUGUCCCCCCUUUCUGUUUUUUUCUUCUCUCUUCUGUUUCUUUGGUUUCUCUCUCUCUUCUAAUCUCUUUUGGCCCCUCUUCUUUUUCUCUCUCUUCUCUCUACCUUCUCCUUUCCGUUUUGGCCCUUCUUGUUCUUUUCCUCUCUUUUUCCCCCCUUCUCUUCCCCCUUUCUCUCUCUUUUCCCCUCCCCUCCUCUUCCUCUCUCUCUCUCUUCCCCUCUCUCUCUCUUCCCUCUCUCUCUCUCUCCUCUCUCCCUCUCUCUUUUCUCCCCCCUUCCCCCCCCCCUCUUCUCUCUUUCUUCUCUCUCUCGUUCUUUUGUGUCUUCUCUCUCCUCUCUUCUCUCUUUGUCCUCUCUUUUUCUCUCUUUUCUCUCCCCUCUACCUUCCCCUUUUCUCGUCUUUUCCUCUCUCUGGUUCUCUCUCUUUCUUUUUGUCUCCCCUCUCUGCCCUUUUUCCUCUCCUCUCUCUCUCUCUCUCCCCUUCUCUCUCUUCUCUUCUCUCUCUCUCUCUUUUCCCCUGUGGGGGGCCCUUCUCUGUUCUCUCUCUCUCUCCUCUCUUCUCCCCUUCUCCCCCUUCUCUUUCUUCUAUCUAUCUCAAACCCAAAUUUCCAAAACCCUCUCUCUCCCCCGGCAGACUCUGCCCCUUUCCCUUUUAAACUGGUUUUUCCUCCUGCCAAAAAAAAACCUGGUGAUAAAUUUCCGGGUAAGGAGUGUGGGGUCUGAGUGGUCUGUGUGGUUUUUGUGGGGUGUUUUGUAUUUUUUUAAUUGUGUUUUGUUGUGUUUGUGUCUGGAGUGUGUUUUUGGGUUGUAUGGGUGUGUGUGUAUUGUAUGUGUGUGUGUGGGUGUGUGUGUGUGUCGGGAGGUGUCUGUGUGUGUGCUUUGUGGGGUGUGUGUAUUGUAUGUGUGUGUGUGUCUUUGUGUGUGUAUUUGGUGUGUAGCUGUGUUGUUUGUCAUUUUGUGUGUGCUGAGUGCGUGUGGGUGUGGUAUGGGUGUGUGCUGUCUGAUGUGUGUAUUUUUGUGUUGUGUCUGUGUGGUGUGUUUUUUGUUGUUGGGUGUGUUGUGUGGAGGUGUGUGUGUGGUCUUUGUGUGUGGUGUUCUGUGUGUGCUUUUGGUUUUGUGUUUUUGUGUUUUGGUGUCUGUGUGUGUCGUGGUCUUGUGAUGUUUGUGUGUGUGUGGUGUGUGUCUGUGUGUGUGUGUUUGUGUGGGGUCUUUGUGUGUCUGUGUGUGUGUGUGUGUUGUGGUGUUGUGGGGUAUUUGUGUGUAUGUGUGUGUAUGUGUGUGUGUUUGUGUGUGUGUGUGCUCCCCAACAAAGUGGAUUAACUACCUGUCUGUCUCUCUUCUCUUCCCAGCGGUCAGGGAGGGUGUAUGAGGACCUCCCCAACACAGCGGACUACGUCAGCUACCGCCUGGCCUGCAACAAGGACGACUACCCGGAACCCUACUCUCCACCUAUCAACCCUCCCCUCUCCUUCCUCCCCGACUCUCCACCUAUCAACUCUCCCCUCUCCUUCCUCUCCCAGCACCCCUACACCCACUCCAACAAUAUCUUCUCCCCCGCCUCCCAUCCCUCCCCUGUCUUCAGAUAUCCUUCCCUCCCCUCCCUAUCCCCCCCUCCCGGCCUCGCACCCUACACCUUCCCUAAAGAACAGUAUGUGUGA